AUGAGUCUCAAUUGUUCUUCGUGGCAGGAGAACAGCUUGUCUGUCCAGCACUUUGCAUUUGCCAAAUUCUCUGAGGUCACAGAAGAGUGCUUCCUCCUGUUUUACCUGGUUCUUCUCAUGAUCUUAGCAUCACUGGUGGGAAAUGCUCUAAUAAUUCUUGCCAUCUGGACCAACAUAGUUCCCCAAACCCCCAUGUUCUUCUUCCUGGCUAACUUGUCAGUCCUAGAGAUUGGCUACGCAUGUUCUGUUGUACCCAAGAUGCUACAGAUCCUUGUGAGUGAGACCCAAGGGAUCUCUCGGGAGGGUUGUGCCACCCAGAUGUUUUUCUUUACAUUACUCGGUAUCAGCGACAUCGUCACCUACUUGAGGCCCAAGGCUAGCCACUCGCCAGGAGUGGACAGGCUCCUGGCCCUCUUCUACACAGUGGCGACAUCCGUGCUCAAUCCUGUCAUCUACAGUUCACGGAACAGGAAAGUCAAGGUGGCUCUGCAGAGAACUCUGGGAAAGAGAAAAGUUGGGACAAUGACUAGGGAAUAG
Messenger RNA from Jaculus jaculus (lesser Egyptian jerboa), 537 nucleotides. RefSeq names its product olfactory receptor 10C1-like. The transcript has 2 exons. The coding region runs from base 1 to 537 and encodes 178 amino acids. Gene Ontology annotation, molecular function: G protein-coupled receptor activity; olfactory receptor activity. Gene Ontology annotation, biological process: G protein-coupled receptor signaling pathway. Lineage: Eukaryota; Metazoa; Chordata; Mammalia; Rodentia; Dipodidae. The record is from RefSeq and is a predicted model, not a curated record. Gene Ontology annotation, cellular component: membrane.